Molecule: messenger RNA, 1146 nt
Organism: Drepanopeziza brunnea f. sp. 'multigermtubi' MB_m1
Lineage: Eukaryota; Fungi; Ascomycota; Leotiomycetes; Helotiales; Drepanopezizaceae
Cellular component (GO): nucleus
Source: RefSeq, a predicted model, not a curated record
AUGCUCGAAUUCGCAUUUAAAUUCGCCCCACUUGCCGUAGCAGGCGAGGCGUCUUCAGCCUUACAGAAGCUCGAGCGCUCCCUACAGCAUCAUAUCUCGAGCCGACGACGCCUCAGACCCCCGACUUCUCUGGAAAGUAUGGCAUCAGAAACGGGCAACCUCUACGGAAUUAAGCCCCCCAAGAAGGAGUACAAAUCCCUCUCCUCAACCACAAACCUCGCCUUUCAAUCUAGCCUCUCCUCCCUCCUCUCUGCCGCAACUUCCACCUCGAUGACCGCACCCGGGCGUCCGCGCCCUUCCAAAUCGAAACCCGACAUCUUCACAGCGCAGAAUAAGAAUGCCAAGAAGCGCGCAGCCAAGGAUCUGGAAGACGAUGAGUUUCGAGGCCGGACCGCAAGAAGACAGGAUCUCGGUGGCGUCGAUGAAAACGUGUUGCAGCGCUCCAAACGGAAGUUGGAGGCCAAAGCCAAGAUCUACGCGCGCAUGAAAAGGGGAGAUGUGGUCGCUGAGGGCGACGAGGAAGGCUUAGUGGACUUCGACCGCAAAUGGGCCGAACGCGGCGGUCACGACGACGAUUCCUCCGAAGUGGAAAGCGACGACGGGCAGGGCGAGAUGGUGGACUACGAAGAUGAGUACGGGCGGGCGCGUAGGGGUACACGAGCUGAGGUCGAGCGCAUGGAGAGGAAGAAACGGAAUCAGUUGCUAGGAGCCGAGGAAUUGGAUAGGAUGAGUGCCAGACCGGCGAUGCCAAGCAAGGUUAUCUACGGGGAUACGGUGCAGACGAUGGCGUUUAAUCCUGAUGAGGAGAGGUUGGAGAAGAUGGAGGAACUUGCGAAGAAGAGGGAUAGGAGUCUGACGCCGCCGGACGCCACGCAUUAUGAGGCGGACAAGGAGAUCAGGAGUAAAGGCGUGGGGUUCUAUGCGUUUUCGAAGGAUGAAAAGACCAGAAUGCAGGAGAUGAGUAACUUGGAGGAGGAGAGGAGGGAGACGGAGAGGAUCAGACUGGAAAGGGAGAGAAAGAAGGAUCAGAGACGAAGGGAGAUUGAGGAGAGGAGGAGGAUUCUUGGGGAAAAGAGAGCGAAGAAACAGGCCGAUACCUUCCUGGAUGGGUUGAUGAAUGAUAUGGGCGCUGUAGAGAAGGAAUAG